Molecule: messenger RNA, 1491 nt
Organism: Chilo suppressalis (striped riceborer)
Lineage: Eukaryota; Metazoa; Arthropoda; Insecta; Lepidoptera; Crambidae
Source: the annotation of a GenBank genome assembly
CGUGGUAUUUUUUAAUGGUUUUUCCUUGUAUUUUUAUUUUCCUCGUAGAUUUUUUGAAAGGUUAGGUUGUUCAUAAAAUUGUGUACAAGUAAAAGCCUCGUAACAUGGAUAUCAUAAAUGAUUUAGAUAAUGCUGAUACGAUCAGUAUAGACACAUUGGCUCUAGAAAAGAUGGUGCUUGAAGAAAGAGCUCAGGAAUUAAACGAAUUAAAAUCUCUAAGUAAAAAAGUCUGUCAUUUACAUACAAGUUUACUGUACUAUCGAAACCCAAAAUCGAAAAUGGGAACUAUAUGUUAUGAAGCUUGGAAAUCUUUAUUAAAACGGAUAGGGGGAACUCAUAAUGGAUGGCGAGAUUUGGGGCAGCAUUUGCAAAUAGCAAGAUCAGAUCUAGACUACAUAAAGAAUUCUGUGAAAGAUGACCCUGUGGAUGUCGUUCUAAAAGUUUUCAUGCAAAAUGAGAAAGCUACAUUGGAUAAAAUAGUGGAUGCAUUACUUAUCCUGAAAAGAUAUGAUAUCCUCAAAUCCAUUGAAGAUCCAUUUUUAGAUUUAGCUCAAUGUUUCAAUAAAGAUGACAGUGGGUAUCACAGCAAUAGCAAAAGUAAUGGUAAUAAAGAAAUAAUCAGUUUGUCAAAAAAUUUACCCAAUGAUCUACCACCUGCUUUGAACAAAAAUGUAGUUAUAAAAAACAAAGAUCCUAAUAAACCAAAUCAACCAAAACCUAGGCAACAAACAAAGAAAAUUGACAAAGAAAAUAAAAAUGGCACUCCUAUUUUAUUCUUAACUUUCACUGAGGAUGGUAAUCAAACAGCACAGAAUAUACAAGACUAUGUUGAGAAUUGGACUGACAUGGAACCAGUUACAGUAAUAACAUUGACUGACAAAAGGGAUGAAGUAUACCAAAAUCCAGAAAAAUUCAUUAGGGAAUAUUUUGAAAAGGCUGACUAUAUUGUACCCAUCAUAACUUCGGGCUAUCUCAGUGCAAUUAGAUCCUGUAAUGCAAGUGAUCCACAUGUAACUGAUAACUUGGAUUAUAAAUAUGUAAAUUUCAUUUAUUCUCUAAUAGUUAAUCAUUAUAUUCAUGCUACUGGUUGUCUUAACAAGAAAGUCAGAACUGUUCUACCUCAACAAGUUGAUGUUGAUGUAUUCAGACAUAUUAGUAUGUAUCCAGAUUUGAUGCCAAUGACACAUGAAUCAAAAUUUAAUGAACAAUUCCAAGCAUUUUUGCGAACAAGAGAAUAGAAAUAUCAGUAUUGUGAUAUAAUUUAAUUAGACAAUUUUGUAUGAACAUGUUUAAAUUUUACCACCUAGGAUGGAACUGAAUCUAAUAGCUAUUAAUUUGACUGGUGAUAUCUACUUACCCAUAGGGAUUAACCAAUGAAUUUCAUGUUUUAUUGAAAGUUACACUGUUUCAUCAAAAUAUUUUGUCGUUUAAAUUAAAUAUAAAAUAGACUAUAACACUAUCAUUUUGGUACAACUUAUACAACCAUUUUGA